AUCUUCACCAUUAAACUAAUACCACUUGUUUCUUUCUGUGUUUUUUAUUUGUUUUCAACUCUCUCUCUCUCUCUCUUCUUGCCAAGAACACCUAGAUUUGUCUCUGUUUUUACAUUCAGUUUGGGGUUUUAAAUCUGCUUCGAGGGUCAAAAUCUUAUUACUUGAGCUGGGUUCUUGAUUUUCUGGGACGGGGAGGUUUUUUGCUUCAAGUAUGACAUCAGAUGGGAGAUGUGCAUUUGAUUUCGGUGUUGGGUAAACAAAAGAAAAGGCAUGUCAGACUCGAGUGUUUAUGAGCUUGGAGAUAUCGUUUGGGAUGAAUUUGCUCAGACGGAAGAUCAUAUAGUGCCUUACUCUAAUAGUGUAGAAGAACAUGCGUCUCAGGCUGAAAAUCAUAAGAAAUCUGGGUUUGAAGUAGUUGGCUUUCCGAGUGAUUCUGCUGACAAAUAUGCUGCAAACCGUGUUAGUCAGGAAAAAGAGGAAAGAGAUACUUCAGAUUCAGUUAUAGCAAAUACUACAAUGAUGGAGGACUCAUUGUCACACAAAUUGCACAAAUCUGAUAAGUUGUUUUUUGGUUCCAAAAGUGAUCAAACAAAAGUGGUGCCAUCUUUAGCAUCUGAAAAUUCUGGGGUGUCAAAUUGCUUGAGGAGUAACGAUAAGGAUUCACCUGGUGAACCAUGUUAUCCUAGACUUGGUGGAAAUUGCACUGCAUUUGAUAGUAGCUCCGAUCAUCCAUCGACUUGCAUGUCUGAAACAGAGAAGGAUCUACUAGGCUUUAUUGAUAAUGUUCAUGCAGAUAAAGAAUCCAGUGAUCUCUUGUACUACAAUUGGUCUCAUAUAGAAAAUUUUGAGGAUGUUGACCGGAUGUUUAGAGGCUGUGACCCAUCAUUUGAGCUCGGGGGUGCUGGUAAUGAAGCUGGAACAGAAUGGUUUUCAGCAUCAGGUGCUCUUGAAGGAUUUGAAGUAUCUAAGCCAAGAUUCAACUUCUCAUGUCCUGAUUCAAAUGCUUUGAAAGACUUAACAGAAGAUCUUGGAUCUCCAAAUCUGAAAUAUGAUGAUCCUGCUGUCCAGUAUUCAAGUACUGAAAAUGCAUCUUCUAGUUACAAAGAUAGAUCUCAGCUGUCAAUAUUUGACAAGCCCGCCUCAAUAAAUAACUUGUCUUUUAAGAGCGGUCAAGUUUCUAAAGACAAAGACCAGUUCCUUGAAAAUCAGAAAAAGCAACAGAAACAAAAGGAAGGGAAAAGAAAAGAUCGGCAUUUUGAAAAUGCUAGCUCAUCGUGUCACCUCAAUGACCUGCAAAAGGAAGGCAUACAUCUACCAUGGGAUGAUAGUCAUCAUGACUUAUACACCUCGAGUGGCAUCCAGAAGAAGCAAAAUUUAUGCUAUAAUUCCAUUGACAACCUAAACAAUGAUUUUCAUUAUGUGCAAGGAGACUAUCCUCAACCUUCAGAACAAACUACAGUUGAUACAAUGCUAUCUGGGAUGCAGUCAAAAAAUACAGUUCAACCUUCUCCUUUUCAGAAGGAUUCUUCCCAUGCAUCAAAUGAAAUACAGCGCUCAUUCCAGGAAAAACAUAUUGUACCUGAUGUUAGACGAAGAAAUCUACAAGAUAUCCAGUACUCGUUUGAUAGCAACUCAAAAAAUAUUGAUGCUCCUUUAAACUUCAAUCAAGCAUCAGUUCAAACUGGUCACUGGUUUGAAAAUCACAAUGAUGUGGAAGGAGUUGGCUCAGGAAUUCCUGCAGAUCUAAGUUCUCUAAAUCUCCACGAAAGUUCUUCCGCAAAUAUUGGGUUAAAUGAGUUGUCCCUAGAAGUAACCAGUUUCCGCCAGCUCCAACAGGUCAUGAAACAGAUGGAUUUAAAAACAAAGCUAUGCAUAAGGGACAGUCUUUACCGUUUGGCUAGGAGUGCUCAACAACGGCAUAAUUAUGCUAAUCUGACAGGUGGCCCUGGAGAUGUCAGAAAUUUCAUGAGAGAUGGGACAAAUGAGUGUACUGGAUAUAUUGAUAUGGAGACCGACACAAAUCCUGUAGAUCGUUCUAUAGCACAUCUAUUGUUCCAUAGGCCAACUGACUUGCCUGUGAUGCCUUGUACUAAUGCAUCGUCUCUUGAUCCGCAUUCCAUAAAAACAGAGUCCGAGACGGGUCCACACAAUACAGCUGACAGGUUAUAGUGCAGCGAUGAAUCUGGUGCCUGCCUAAAUAGGAGUGGCAAUUUUGAAGGCUGAUCAAAUAAUAGAAAAUGUAUUGUUUUCUUGAUCACAGUAAGAUAUCCAAGUUCCUCGAUGCUUGGUUUUGUAGCAGUGGUAGGCUUCUAAGGUGUAGAUAAACCAGUUUGACCCCAUGUUUCCAGUUUCUAGUUGGAGUUGAUUUGUAAUGUGAUGCAUGGCAAUGUAUAUCCAUGUAUCAGUGUUUUUGCAGCUGUCUUCGUAUAUAUGUUUUCAUGAUACGACUCGACUAUCUUGUACAAUUACUUGAUCAUGACAAAUUUUUAUUGUAUAUUUUCUUGAUAUGAUUAAAUGUCAAAGGAUGAUUUUUGGCAGAA
Molecule: messenger RNA, 2540 nt
Organism: Daucus carota subsp. sativus
Lineage: Eukaryota; Viridiplantae; Streptophyta; Magnoliopsida; Apiales; Apiaceae
Product: protein LNK1
Exons: 8
Coding region: 271-2169 (632 amino acids)
Biological process (GO): regulation of DNA-templated transcription; circadian rhythm
Source: RefSeq, a predicted model, not a curated record